This is a messenger RNA of Sporisorium graminicola, 1545 nucleotides long. RefSeq lists its product as uncharacterized. Gene Ontology annotation, molecular function: D-glucose binding; ATP binding; fructokinase activity. The transcript has 2 exons. The record is from RefSeq and is a predicted model, not a curated record. Gene Ontology annotation, biological process: glucose 6-phosphate metabolic process; intracellular glucose homeostasis; glycolytic process. The coding region runs from base 1 to 1545 and encodes 514 amino acids. Gene Ontology annotation, cellular component: cytosol; mitochondrion. NCBI's taxonomy places the organism in Eukaryota, Fungi, Basidiomycota, Ustilaginomycetes, Ustilaginales, Ustilaginaceae.
AUGUCGUUCUCCUCGGACAAGAACAGCCGUCGCGGUUCCAUCUCGCUCGCCAGCAAGCGUCGUGGCUCUGGUACCGAGAAGCUCGAAUCCCACAUCGCCUCUUGGCACACCAGCACCCACAAGCAUGAGGACAACCCGCACGCACACGAGGAGCAGCUCAAGCAGUCGUACGAGCGCUUUGAAAAGCUCUUCACCAUCACCCCGCAGCGUCUGCGCAUGAUCGUCGACCGCUUCGUCGGCGUGCUCGAGGAAGGUCUCCAGAAGCCCGGCCAGACCGUGCCCAUGCUGCCCGCCUACGUCUUUGGCUGGCCCACCGGUGACGAGGUCGGCUCCUACCUCGCCCUCGACCUCGGCGGCACCAACCUGCGUGUCUGCCACGUCGUGCUCAAGGGCAAAGGACAGUUCGAGAUCACGCAGUCCAAGUUCCGUCUGACCGACGAACAGAAGCAGACCGAAGGCCAGAAGCUGUUUGACUUUUGCGCAGACUGCUUGGCCACCUUCAUCAAGGACCACUUUGGCGAUGCCAACGGCGACGUCAUUCUCGAGGAAGAGUUGGCGCUCGGAUUCACCUUCAGCUACCCCAUGGAGCAGGAAAAGAUCGACCACGGUAAGCUCGUACGAUGGACCAAGGGUUUCGGCAACCCCAACACCGAGGGCCGCGACUGCGCUGCCAUGUUCCGCCAGUCGCUCGACAAAUUUAAGCUGCCCAUCAAGAUGGUCUCGAUCAUCAACGACACGACGGGUACGCUCAUCGCCUCCAACUAUGUCAAGCACGACACGAGGAUUGCGUGCAUCUUUGGAACCGGCUGUAACGCCGCUUACAUGGAGCACCUCAAGGACAUUCCCAAGAUCAAGCACCUCGGCCUGCCUGAGGACGAGGAAAUGGCAAUCAACUGCGAAUACGGUGCCUUUGACUCGUUCAAGCACGAACACAUGGCCGAGAUCCGCACCAAGUACGACGAGCACAUCGACCUGCACUCGAACAAGCCGCACGAGCAGUCGUACGAGAAGAUGAUUGCCGGUCUGUACCUCGGCGAGCUCUUCCGACUUUGCAUCUGCGACCUGAUCGACGAAGGAACGCUCUUCUUGGGCCAGAACACGUACAAGCUGGAAAAAGCGUUCGCGUUCGACACGGCCUUCCUGUCGUUGAUCGAGUCGGACCCUACGGACGAGCUGCUGACGGUGACGGGACUUUUUACGCACUUUUUCGGAAUCGACACCACGAUCGAGGAGAGACAGUUCUUCCGCAAGCUGGCCAAGCUCAUCGGCACACGUUCGGCGCGUCUGAGCUCGUGCGGUAUCGCUGCGCUGGUGACCAAGAUGGGUUACCUGGAGAAGGGAUGCGGUGUGGGUGCCGAUGGAUCGCUCUACUCGAAAUACCCCGGAUUCGCAGACCGACUUCACCAGGCGCUCGAAGAUAUUUUCGGCGAGAAGGGACGCAACAUCCGCACGUACCAGGCCGAAGAUGGUUCCGGAGUGGGUUCUGCCAUCAUUGCAGCCAUGACCAAGGCGCGCAAGGAGGAGGGCAAGUACGCUGAGGUGUAA